UUUUCCCGGAAUUCCCAGAGCACCAGGAGCGGCUGCUGAGCUCGGAGCUGGAGGCGCUGCCGGCGCUGCUGCUCCCGCUCGCCGGCCACGAGGAAUUGUCCCCGCGAGAGACGGAGCAGCUUCCCGUGGAUUUGCAGUUCCUGCCCCCGGAGCAUCGCCGCGAGGAGGACCCGGAGAUCCGGAAAAUGAUCCUGGAGACGCUGAUGUUGCUCUCGGCCACCAAAUCGGGGCGGUCCCACCUGAGGUCCAACGGUUCCUACCUGGUUCUCCGCGAGCUCCACCAGCAGGAGAAGAACCCCGAGGUCCUCAGCGCCUGCCAGAAGCUCAUCGAGGUGUUGAUCGCGGACGAGCCCGAGGUGGGAAUGGAGAACCUCCUGGAGGUGACAAUUCCAGAGGAGCUGCAGAGGAGGUUCCAGCAGGAGGAUGAGGAGGAGGAAGAGCGGAGGAGGAAGCAACGGGAAGAGGAGGAGACGUCGAGGUGACGUCGGAACGGCGCCGGAGGAGACCCUGGGGCCACCAAGGGCCACCACGGGGACAAUGGGGUGGUCCUGAAGGUCCUUCAUGGGGACAAUGGGGUUGGGGACCAUGGGGCCACCAAAAGCCA
Cyanistes caeruleus (blue tit) is the source of this 604-nucleotide messenger RNA. NCBI's taxonomy places the organism in Eukaryota, Metazoa, Chordata, Aves, Passeriformes, Paridae. The record is from RefSeq and is a predicted model, not a curated record.